Oreochromis aureus is the source of this 2167-nucleotide messenger RNA. RefSeq names its product olfactory receptor 6N2-like. The record is from RefSeq and is a predicted model, not a curated record. Gene Ontology annotation, cellular component: membrane. The coding region runs from base 1415 to 2167 and encodes 250 amino acids. The transcript is spliced from 2 exons. Gene Ontology annotation, molecular function: olfactory receptor activity; G protein-coupled receptor activity. Lineage: Eukaryota; Metazoa; Chordata; Actinopteri; Cichliformes; Cichlidae. Gene Ontology annotation, biological process: G protein-coupled receptor signaling pathway.
CUCAAGAACACUAGUUUCUAGUUUAAUAAAUCAAAAUUAGACUGAGCAAAUCAGAACAUUAGUCGAUUACCAGCUUUUUACAGUGGAUGGGUUUGUGUAUCCCAAUGAUCCAAACUGGUCCUGGCUGAUGGACCAGACAAAGAGGGAUUCAAGAAAGCCCUGUGUGUCAUGGUGCUGGAUCGGUUACCCAGUGUUUUGAGUUUUGUUCUGAUUUGAUGUUUGAUUUCUUCAAUGUUAUCUAUAUUAGUGUUUAGGUUUUGUUCUCAGCGUUUCUAGGUUUUAGGUUUUCUUCCUGUGCCUCCUCUGUUGAGUGUCUAGUUAUCCCUGUCCAUGUGUUCUCUCUGUGCUCUGUUUCAUGUCCCUGAGUCUGUGUAUGUAAAUUCAGUCUGUGGAUUUCCUGUUUUACUUUGAAGGUCUAUGUCUCUUGUCUCGUCAUGUUAAUUAGGAUCAGCUGUGCCUCCUUCCUGUUUGCCUUGUUUCCCUCCAUGUGUAUAUAUAGUGUGUAAAGGCUGGUGGGUUUUUUUGGAGUUGUCUGGCAUCAGGUGAGGGGCUCCUAGCUCCAAGACCCUGAUCCGAUCGGCUUCCCUUGCAAGUUAAAAUGGAUCGCUGUUUGUCUUGCUUUGUUCACGGUGAUAAGUCUCUGAACCAGCGGGGCCUGUAAGCGCAGACCUAACAGCUCCCCAUCCCGCAUUUUUGCCUUUAUUUUUACCAUUGUUACUUUGCCUGCAUUUUGGGUCCUUUAUUCACAAACACCACACAGCUUGCCCCACAAACCGUGACACUGUAAAGAAAAAAGCAAGGGACAGGUUCACCCUCCCUGAUGCAGAAUUACUGGGAACUGACCCUUAAGCUUGUGGAGGGAACAUCCAUCCCCAUGGCCCUCUGCAUAUAUGUUGUAAUUUUCCCCCAUGGCCAAGAGGGUUAUUUCCCUGCACUUUUACAUUGGCACUGACAGUGACACCUGAAGCAGUGUGAUUAGGAGUAAUAAGUAGGCAUUUUUUGUUCUCCUCCAGGGUUUUGCAAUCAUCACAUAACUAAAAAAUAUAAGUAAAACUAUGUGCAAAAGGGUUUAAUAUAGCAGAUAAUUGUACAUUUAUGUCACAAUUGUUUUCCAUUGUUUUAGUGUGAUAACAAAAGUUCUUAAGUACAGAGCUUUGUAAGCUUUUGUCCAUCAGAAAAGUUCUUAAAGCACAAUAUGAAUAAAAAAAGUCUCUGCAAUUGAGCACUGUAGGCACCUGGAGACACUCUGAUCUUGCAUCUGUUUUGAGGUUGUAGACUGUGGACUGGCAGAACUGUUACUCCUGUACAGGAAGUCUUGAUUGACACAUUUCAAAAAGGUCCAUGAGUAUUAUGCAGAAGGCAAAGCAGAGCUCGAAUUUAAAAUUGAUCGCAGCAAAAAUGUGCAGAGAGGCCAAUGUAUAUUUUUAUUGCAGCUUUGUUAUUGAACUCUCUUCUUUUCAGCACUAAUAUCCACCCAAAGCUCUUGGUUGACUUCUUAUCUGAUAAACAGAUCGUAUCUUACCAAGCUUGUCUUUUUCAGGUUUUUAUGUUUUACUUUUUAAGCUCUUCAGAGUUCUUACUAUUGUCAGCUAUGGCCUAUGACAGAUACGUGUCUAUUUGUAAACCCCUGCAAUAUCCAGCCAUCAUGACAACAACUACUGUCAGUUUACUGCUGUGUUUUGCUUGGCUGGUACCUGCUUGUUAUGUUGUAGUGCCAAUUGCACUAAAUAUUAAUAGCAAACUGUGUAGCUUUACUUUGAAAGGAAUUUUUUGUAAUAAUUCACUUAACAAGCUUUUCUGUGUGACUUCAAACAAAUUAUCGAUAUACGGUGUAAUUGUUCUGUUGAAUCUCGGACUUUUGCCUAUGCUUUUUAUACUUUUCACAUACACAAAGAUAAUCAUAAUUGCUUUUCAGAGUUGUGGAGAUGUCAGAAGAAAAGCUGUUCAGACCUGUUUACCUCACCUGCUAGUUUUGAUGAACUGUUCUGUUUUGAUUACCUAUGAUGUUGUCAUUGUUAAACUGGAAUCUGAUUUUCCCAAAACUGCACGUUUUGUAAUGACACUCCAAAUAAUAACUUAUAAUCCUCUCUGCAAUCCAAUCAUAUAUGGACUGAAAAUGAAAGAAAUUUCUAAACACCUUAAAAGGUUGCUUAGACACAUGAAAUAA